This is a messenger RNA of Cajanus cajan (pigeon pea), 821 nucleotides long. RefSeq lists its product as uncharacterized. Lineage: Eukaryota; Viridiplantae; Streptophyta; Magnoliopsida; Fabales; Fabaceae. Gene Ontology annotation, biological process: translation. Gene Ontology annotation, cellular component: ribosome. Gene Ontology annotation, molecular function: structural constituent of ribosome; 5S rRNA binding. The record is from RefSeq and is a predicted model, not a curated record.
GAGAGAAAUACAAGAACAGCAUCCAUAGGGUUUCCAACGUGGAACAGCAGGUCCGAUUAGCAAAGCCAAAGAGGAAGGACGGGGGAGAAAAGAGCAACUCAACGCUAUCAAAAGUUUCAAGGUUUCAGCAAAAUCCAUUUUUUUUUCCGGAUUUGAGUUGGAAGAUCGAAGAGUUAUUAUUCAUGAAGGUUAUUACAAAUAAUUAGGACGGAGACAGAAAUAUUUGUUUCACAAAGUGAGUGCAGAAGCAAGGUACCCUUAACCUUGUGUUGUUUUGGAGUCCUAUCUUUGGACCAGAUAUGGUUAUCCCACCUCCAGUGAGGCCUCCAAGGAUUACAAAAUUUCUCAAACCUUAUGUUCUGAAGAUGCAUUUUACCAAUAAGUACGUGAGUGCGCAGGUGAUUCACACCCCAACAGCUACUGUAGCCUCUUCAGCAAGUUCACAGGAGAAAGCCUUGAGAUCAAGCUUGGAAACUAGUCGUGAUGUGGCUGCAGCUGCAAAGAUUGGGAAGAUACUAGCAGAACGCCUUUUGCUUAAGGACAUUCCUGCCGUUUCUGUUCACUUGAAGAGAGAACAGAAGUAUCAUGGUAAGGUUAAAGCGGUUAUUGAUUCUCUCAGGGAAGCUGGUGUUAAGCUGCUUUGAGUCAUGAUGAUUGUUGGUAUUUAUUUGUACCUCAGAGAAAUCAUCCUUGUCAGAUCUUGUCUUCGUCUUUAUUUUUUAAGUUGUCAUCAUAAUAGGAAGUUACUCAUUGAACAUAUUUCACUAAGACAUUAGUUAAUUUACGUUACUAGAAAUAAGAUGAUUGUUGAUGGAUGCUUA